GGUGCGGCCCGUGCGCCCUGCGCAGCCUCCCCUCCCGUCUCCCUCCUGGUCUCCUGGAUUCUCCCACAGCACGAGCCCUCGUCCUUGCCGCCGCCGAUCCUUCCCCAAAACCUAGCCCGCCCGCCCUCGGGGCCUUCUAGAACCUUCCAUCCGGGGCGCCGCGCCUCCCCGUCGCCGACCCCGCCCUCUCUUCGCCCCCGCACCCUCCCGCGCGGCGGCCUCGCAGAUCCGGUUGGAUCGAGGGCGCAGAAGGCUCCGGUCGGGGGCACAACUCGCCCAGCCCGAGGCCAGGAGAUGGGGCAGGCGUUCCGGAAGCUCUUCGAUGCCUUCUUCGGCAACAAGGAGAUGCGGGUGGUGAUGCUUGGGUUGGAUGCAGCUGGAAAAACCACCAUACUCUAUAAGCUGCACAUUGGCGAAGUUCUCUCCACCGUCCCUACCAUCGGCUUCAAUGUUGAGAAGGUUCAGUACAAGAAUGUAGUUUUCACUGUGUGGGAUGUCGGCGGCCAGGAGAAACUGAGGCCCUUGUGGAGGCACUACUUCACCAAUACAGAUGCUCUGAUUUACGUGGUUGAUUCACUGGAUAGAGAGAGAAUCGGGAGAGCCAGAGCAGAGUUUCAGGCUAUAAUCAAUGACCCUUUUAUGCUUAACAGUGUACUUUUGGUGUUUGCUAACAAGCAAGAUAUGAAGGUGUCAAUAUGUUGGCUGUCUGUUUGUUUGUUUUAACAUAAAGUUUGCAGGAGGGGAGCAAUGACCCCGAUGGAGGUGUGCGAGGGCCUCGGGCUGUACGACCUGACUAACCGCGUCUGGCACAUCCAGGGCACAUGUGCUCUGAAAGGAGAUGGCCUGUAUGAAGGGCUGGACUGGCUAGCGACUACCCUGGACGAAAUGCGAGCCUCUGGACGGAUAACCUCAACAUCAUCAUCCUGAAACUACAUGUAACAGGACGAACAGAAAUUUGAUCCUCGUGAUUGAUCCUCGUGAUACGCCCAUUGAAGGAUCAUCUCGCGAUUCAGGCCAUGCGCUUGCACUCUUUGUUUCCUUAUUUUCAUGUUUCCCCAAUUGCUGGUUGGCUAUUCCAGCUAUGGAGUAUGGACUGGGUGAUGCAUCUGGCAACCCUAGGUUGGCAGAGUUGUAGUAAGUACCGGUCGGCGAUAUGGUGGUGUUGGUGGUGAUUUGCGUUUGGAAGAAAGGGUAGGGGUGGUGUUAUCUGACUCGUCUGCUAGUUGAGACGGGAGAGUACAUCAUCAUCAUCACUACAAUCCAUUGUGUGGGAGUGACUGUAAAUACUACCACUGAUGACAAUUGGCUCUUGUGGUUUGGAAACUGAAGAAAUGGAACCCCUACGUGCUUUCCA
This is a messenger RNA of Panicum virgatum (switchgrass), 1354 nucleotides long. Its product is annotated as ADP-ribosylation factor-like. Gene Ontology annotation, molecular function: GTPase activity; GTP binding. The transcript is spliced from 7 exons. Gene Ontology annotation, biological process: intracellular protein transport; vesicle-mediated transport. Gene Ontology annotation, cellular component: cytoplasm. NCBI's taxonomy places the organism in Eukaryota, Viridiplantae, Streptophyta, Magnoliopsida, Poales, Poaceae. The record is from RefSeq and is a predicted model, not a curated record. Bases 295 to 723 code for a protein of 142 amino acids.